GGGCUUGGGAGCCCUCUCUCACACACAUCCCUUCUGGUCUGGGGAGUUGCUGGUCCUGAAGUCAUUUAGGGUCCUUAAUUAUUUGCCUCCAGUAACAUAAAUCCUUGUAGAGUACAAUCAUGCCUUUCGGCAACUCCCACAACCAGCUGAAGCUGAAGUUCUCCGUUGAGGAUGAGUACCCGGACUUGAGCCUCCACAACAAUCACAUGGCCAAGGUGCUGACUAAGGAACUGUACGGAAAACUGCGGGAGAGACAGACGCCGAGUGGAUUUACAGUGGAUGAUAUCAUUCAGACUGGGAUUGACAACCCAGGCCAUCCUUAUAUUAUGACAGUGGGAUGUGUUGCUGGGGAUGAGGAGUGUUAUGACGUGUUCCCAGAAUUAUUUGACCCCAUCAUUGAGGACAGACAUGGGGGUUACAAGCCCACAGACCAGCACAAAACAGACCUAAAUUCUGAAAAUUUAAAGGGUGGUGAUGACCUGGACCCAAACUACGUUCUCAGCUCACGUGUCAGAACCGGCAGGAGCAUUCGUGGAUUCUGCCUCCCACCUCACUGUAGCCGCGGGGAAAGACGAGCCAUUGAGAAACUCUCUGUUGAAGCACUUGCUAGCCUGGAUGGUGACUUGAAAGGCAAAUACUACGCCCUCAAGAACAUGACUGAUGAAGAGCAGCAGCAGCUCAUCGACGAUCACUUCCUCUUCGACAAACCAGUCUCUCCUCUUCUUUUGGCCUCUGGAAUGGCCCGGGAUUGGCCUGAUGCCAGGGGUAUCUGGCACAAUGACAACAAGACUUUCCUGGUCUGGAUCAACGAGGAGGAUCACCUUCGUGUGAUUUCUAUGCAGAAGGGUGGAAACAUGAAGGAAGUCUUCAAGAGGUUCUGCGAUGGCCUGACCACUAUUGAGUCUUUGUUUAAGAACAAGGGUUACCAGUUCAUGUGGAAUCAGCACCUUGGCUACGUCUUGACCUGCCCUUCCAACCUCGGAACUGGUCUCCGCGCUGGAGUCCACAUUAAAUUGCCAAAUCUAAGCAAGCAUGAAAAGUUUGGUGAAAUCUUGAAAAGGCUGAGACUGCAGAAGAGAGGAACAGGUGGUGUGGACACAGCAGCUGUCGGUGGAAUCUUCGAUGUUUCAAAUGCUGAUCGUCUGGGCUUCUCAGAGGUAGAACUGGUUCAGAUGUUGAUCGAUGGUGUGAAGCUCCUAAUCGAGAUGGAAAAGCAGCUGGAGAAAGGCCAGUCCAUCGAUGACCUCAUCCCAGCACAAAAAUGAAUGCACUUUAAUGGCCAUGCUUUCUAAUUUAUUGGAUCAAUAGCCUCACUGAAAUCUUGGGACCCAACUCCUGCUUAGUACCAGUGUAGAAAUGUCUUCCAUCUGUUCAUGGAAUUUGUUUUAGAGUUUUUUUAUUUUUUUUUCUCUUGAUGGCUGCAAUGUUACUGAAAACUAGACAAUAAACAUUGGUCUUGCCUUGA
Molecule: messenger RNA, 1465 nt
Organism: Bufo gargarizans (Asiatic toad)
Lineage: Eukaryota; Metazoa; Chordata; Amphibia; Anura; Bufonidae
Gene: CKB
Product: creatine kinase B
Exons: 8
Coding region: 120-1265 (381 amino acids)
Biological process (GO): phosphocreatine biosynthetic process
Molecular function (GO): creatine kinase activity
Source: RefSeq, a predicted model, not a curated record